Molecule: messenger RNA, 1518 nt
Organism: Giardia duodenalis
Lineage: Eukaryota; Fornicata; Diplomonadida; Hexamitidae
Product: Ankyrin repeat protein 1
Exons: 1
Coding region: 1-1518 (505 amino acids)
Biological process (GO): protein phosphorylation
Molecular function (GO): ATP binding; protein binding; protein kinase activity
Source: RefSeq, a predicted model, not a curated record
AUGCCGAGAAGUCUCGUUUAUACAGACUUUUCCUACCUAUACUCAGGCCCACUUGGUCCAGUCUUCAAAGCCAAGAGAACACAUGACGGAAUGACAGUGCUUUUACGUACCAUUUCUUUAUCAGAGACACACCGUCUCCUUUGGCCAAGCUAUCGAGAUGCCGCAAGCCACUGUCUCCACUACCAUCAUCCUAGCAUCGCCGUCACUAGUGCUGUAUACUUAGAUGAGCAAGGCCAUCGGUUUCUGACAGAAUUUUCAGAUCCGUCUGUGUUUACUGAGUUUCCUCUUCAACUGCUCUGUGAGGCUAAUACAAAGCCACUAAAUAUGUAUAUUGCGUGGGACAUUAUCCGCCAGAUAACCAUGGUCCUUGAUUGGCUCCACAACCCUCCGCCGGGCACCCAGCACAAGCCUGGAUUUCAUGGUCAUUUGUCCCCAGCAAACAUUACGUACUGUCUUCUCACAAAGAAGGCUACCAUCUACGACGUGGGAUUUUCAAUAGUUCCUGGCCCAAUGGCCUCCAUGGCCGCUGAGUCAGCAGUCCAGAUUCAUGACGAUCGCUUCAAAAUUGGUACUCCAGCCGAUAUGUAUGCUCUCGGAUGUAUUAUUUCACUCUUAGUAACCCAUGUUGAUAAGACUAACUCCAAUUUUCUGCAGGAAAUGAUUUCUCUAAAGAAGGCAUGUCAGCAUCCCUGCAAUCACGCUCUAAUUUCGUUUGGCUAUAUAAUAUCAAUGUCACAGCACUAUAUGAAUUGCUGCUCGCUUAAGUUUUCAAAGUCAAUCGAUGAGUUAACAAAGUCGUUCUUUUUCUCUCCCAAAGACGACCCAACACUCGAUGACCGUUUCCAACAGGCCAUUGAGGAUAAUGAUUAUGAGAGGAUAUUGGCUAUUCUGGAAGAAAGCACCCAGAGACAACUUCCUCUCUACGUUCACGUGGCUCGCUCAGCAACUCCUGUUUCGGGAAAGACACCGCUGAUGAUUGCCGCUGAUAGAGGAAACGUAGAAGAGAUCAAGAAGCAAUUCCAGUAUCUAGGCCAAUCGUAUGAAGGUGAUACGGCCCUAAUGCUUGCGGCCAAACGAGGACAUGCAGACUGUAUCCGUGUUCUGCUGGGGGAACUGGGAAUUACUGAUUCUAGUGGGUUCACUGCCUUGAUGAAGGCAGCAGAUCAGCCAGUCGCGCAAAACGCAAUAGACAGCGGCCUUAUAUACUUGCUUCCUGAGGCUCGCAUGCACGCGCCAAGCGGUUGGACGGCGAUGAUGUUUGCGUCUAGCGAAGGAAAUACAUCCUUAGUCAGUGCUCUAGUGAGCCGAGAGGCUGGAAUGCGUAAUAGAGAUGGCCGUACAGCUUUAAUGUAUGCAGCGUUUAAUGGUCAUGACCAAACAGUCAAAGUCCUCUUGGCAGCAGAGUCCAACCUUGUGGAUAGCAAAAGAAAGCGGGCCAUAGACUAUGCUGUGGAGCAAAACAAUAUUAAAUGUGUUCGAGUGUUGCUUGGGCGCGAGGUUUUAGUUAAUGUGAGUUAA